Messenger RNA from Paramacrobiotus metropolitanus, 345 nucleotides. RefSeq names its product thyrotropin-releasing hormone receptor-like. NCBI's taxonomy places the organism in Eukaryota, Metazoa, Tardigrada, Eutardigrada, Parachela, Macrobiotidae. The annotation marks the transcript as partial. The transcript has a single exon. The record is from RefSeq and is a predicted model, not a curated record.
AUGCUCGUGAUCGUUUUUCUCUUGUUAUGCGCUGAGGAAAUUCGCGGAGCGUUCAACGGUAGUGGUCAAGUGUGCGAGGGAUGUGUUAGCGGGAUGCAGGAAGGUCUGGGUGAACCGGCGGGAAUGGGUGAUGCACUACUGGCCCAGUGGUAUAAUGAUACCCUGGCGCAGUGGCUCCUGGCGACAGCGGCCAUGGAAGCCGUGGCCUCCACGCCGCUCAGCUAUCGUGUCAUCGCCACCAGUAUGCAUGUGGUCAUCUUCUGCCUGGGCGUUACCGGCAACGUCAUGCUCAUCAUCGUCGUGCACAAGUCCAAGUUCUUGCGAAGCCCGACGUAUCGAUACUUG